AUGGCUACGACGACUGUGACGCAGACCGCGACGGAGACCUUGGAGCUCCAGUCAGUUCCCAAUGCCGGGCCUGACAGGCAGCUAGAGACGGCUCCAUCGACCCCCAAGGAAAAAAUGUCCCCGGGGACAAUGAUCAAGAUCCUGAGUGCCGGUCUCGCAUUCUUCGUCAGCGGCGUCAGCGAUGGUAGCAUCGGCACCAUCAUCCCCUACGCCAUUCGAGACUACGGUAUCACCACCACAAUUGUAUCGAGCGUAUUCGGGGCCAACUUCUUCGGCUGGCUCGCAGCAGCCAUCACCAACGCAUACCUCGCAGCAUACUUCGACCUCGGAGCCAUGCUCGCCCUGGGCGCAAUCAUGCAAAUCCUCGGCUCCGCCUUCAGGACGUGGAUGACUCCCUUCCCCUUCUGGGCCUUCACCUUCUUCCUAGUGAGUCUCGGGCAGGCCUACCAAGACACGCACUGCAACACGUUCGUAGCCACCGCCAAAUCCCCUCAUCGCUGGCUGGGCUUCAUCCAUGCCAUGUACAUGCUUGGGUGCCUCGUGAGUCCGUUUGCCUCGAACGCCGUGGCAUCGGCGAAUACGCCCUCUCGAUGGAAUCUAUUUUAUACCGUUCCCCUCGGGAUCAGCGUUGCCAACUUGGGGCUUGCUUUGUACGCCUUCUGGGACACCGUAGGUCUGAAGAAGAGGAGUGAGGAGUCUCGACAGGCGGGAGAGGAGAAUAAGAGCGCUGUCGGGGCGACGAAGAUGGUGAAGAAGGCGCUCAGCAUCCCCGGGGUGUGGAUCCUCAGCCUUUUUUACUUUUUCUACAUCGGUGCCGUCCUCACUGCUGGUGGCUGGAUGGGAUAUGUGCCCGCGGGCUGGAGUGGUGGUUCGUUCCUAGGUCGAGUCCUAUUGCCCGAACUCACCCACCGAUGGGGAGAAAGGCGCAUGGUGUUUCUCUACUGCGUGCUCUGCCUCGCAUUCCAGCUUUGCUUCUGGCUAAUUCCGAACAUCAUCUCCGCAUCCAUUGCCAUCACCUUCUUCGGCUUCUUUUCCGGGCCCCUCUUCGCAGCGGGUAUGGCCCUUGGAACCAAAAUAUUCCCGCCAGAUUAUCACUCCACGGCCCUCGCAUUCGUCUUUGUCUUUGCUCAAAUGGGCGGGUCUUUCUUCCCCAUCAUCACGGGUGUGAUCGCCGCGUCCAAGGGAGUCGCCGUUUUGCAGCCUAUGUUGGUUGGACUGAUCGCUGCGACGGGCAUUGCUUGGUUGCUUGUUCCAAGACCGAAGAGCGUUGGAAAUCCGGCCCUACACCAGGAAUGA
Molecule: messenger RNA, 1296 nt
Organism: Scedosporium apiospermum
Lineage: Eukaryota; Fungi; Ascomycota; Sordariomycetes; Microascales; Microascaceae
Exons: 5
Coding region: 1-1296 (431 amino acids)
Biological process (GO): transmembrane transport
Cellular component (GO): membrane
Molecular function (GO): transmembrane transporter activity
Source: RefSeq, a predicted model, not a curated record